This is a messenger RNA of Rotaria sp. Silwood2, 409 nucleotides long. Lineage: Eukaryota; Metazoa; Rotifera; Eurotatoria; Philodinida; Philodinidae. The record is from the annotation of a GenBank genome assembly.
AUGCCAGGAAAAGGACGAACACAAAUUCCACUCAAUGAAGUAAUUGUUUUUCAUGCAGGAUUCUUUGAAUGGUAAAAGUUUACCUGAAAUCUAUACCGAUGUGAAAAUUUAAACGAAUGCAUAUUCUAAACAAAAGUUACAAAAACAAAACUAUAUGUGAAUAGUUUUGUUCUAGAAGAAUGUCGAUGAAACGACGCAGUAUUUUCGAGAUAAACAGGACAGUGCAUUCAUUUGUCUGCAUGUUUCUCGAUGACCCAAGAAAAGUUUUCAUCUAUUCUGGUUACUGAUAAGAACGAAUAAUAAACCAUCGUGCUUUUGAGAGAGCAGGAUGGGGCAGAGAGGGUGGAGUGAGGUUAUUGAUUGAGUAGCGGGGUGCGCGGCGGUGCGGACGGAGAGCCAAGGGGAUGCG